AUGGCCGACCCCAAGGGCAACAGCACCAUCCAUGAAUUGCUACAUCUUAUACCUCAUGACAUGGCAACUCAGAAUCAGGAUAAUUACUUGAAUGACAAGAUUCAAACCUUGGGUACUCAACUCAAUCCGAAUGAGUGGAGUCAUGCUGACAAACUCAAUGAACCCACAAAGCUGGCAGCAGAAUUUAAGAGUUCAAAAGAACAUCAACGGACUCCUACUGAAGAAGAGACUGCAGAAGCCUUCAUUCCCUUUUCUCAUGAAGAACUCUUGGAGACCUUACCUUCUAAACAAAAUGGCUGGGUUUUGAAGCCCAAAGUAUUGAAGCACAAGCCUAAUGAAUUGGUGGCAAACACUUUGAAAUAA
Seminavis robusta is the source of this 363-nucleotide messenger RNA. Lineage: Eukaryota; Bacillariophyta; Bacillariophyceae; Naviculales; Naviculaceae. The record is from the annotation of a GenBank genome assembly.